AUGGCUGAAAUAGAACAUGCAGUUGUGUAUAGUCAUUGUGAUGCACAUAUGAUAAGAAACUUACUUCAACCAAAAUUUCCUGAUCAAUUGUUUCUUACACAAGAUCUCUCUAAUGCAAUUCAGAAAAUUAAACGUGACAAAAAGGCUUUUUUAAAUGAUGAGACACAAGAAAGUUAUGAGUGGGUCUUGCAGCAAACACUGGAUGCAACUAGUUCUGAGCCAAAUGUUUUUAUUACUGAUAUGGAUUCUGCAAUGAAUGCUGCAUUUUCUUCUAGUUCAAGUAUGAUUGAUGUAAUUGAGGCUAUUGAUUUUUGGAUGCAAAAAGAAGCCCUGAAUGCGAGUUUUAUAACAUGGAAAUAUAAGUCAUUAAUAUAUCAUCAACCGUUUAUUAUAGAAAAACUUUUUAGUAACAUUGAGGAAUUAAUUCAAAAGCAUUUAUCAUGUCGAAUUAUUGAAGAGCUUAAAAAUCAAAUUAAACUUAUAGGUAAUUUCAAAAAGGCUCUAAACUAUUUGAUGGAGGAUAAUGAUCAAAAGAAUUUGAAUGAACUUAUUUUGUCUUAUAUUGCAAGAAAGGAAAAAAAGUGGAAAGUUGAAGCUCAAUCGGUAAUUAUUAAAGGUCAGGCAUUAAAUAACAAUAAUAUUGUAAGACUAGUUGAUAGUCGCAUAUAUGAUGCAGAUAAUAUUCAAGAUCCAAUUGCACAUCAGGGUAAAGCUUUUACUGAAGAAAAUAAUAAAACAUCUACUAGCAAUACAAAACACACAAAUAGCAGUAAUAGAGAGAAAGGAAUUGAAGUAUCAAGUAUACAUAGAUGUCAUUUGUGUCAUGAAACAGAACAUUAUGCUCCUAAGUGUCCUAAUCAGGAAAAUUAG
Molecule: messenger RNA, 870 nt
Organism: Racocetra fulgida
Lineage: Eukaryota; Fungi; Glomeromycota; Glomeromycetes; Diversisporales; Gigasporaceae
Source: the annotation of a GenBank genome assembly